AGUCCACUUUUUAUAAUACCUUCCUCAAAGGGAUAUACACAAUGUAACAAUAAGAACGGUACGUAUAGAAAAGUCUGAAACUAUAAGAUAUUGUAUGUUAGUAGUAAGCAGUUAAUACUUUGAAACACGAUGCCUAAAAUAUAUAAAAUGCAUUAUCUUCAUAUCUUUUCAAUUAUUUUGUUGGUUUCAUACAAUAUUAAUUAACCAUGUAAAACCUUUUUAGUUUGAGAAUCUAAACUGGACAUUUUGAAAAAUAAAAUUUACAUUAUUUAUACUAGAUACUGAUAGUCUAAGUUUUAAACUUUUAAUGUUAUUAUUAAAUAAGAAAGAAUAACGUGAUCAACAGCAAUACAAACACAAAGAACGAUAAAUAUAAAGUUAUAUAGAAUUGCUGAAGUACACCGAGUAAAUGCACAUAAAGUUGGCGUCACCUUUAAGAGAGUCUCUUCAGCAAAUUACAUUUUUAAAAUGGAAGAUUUCUUAGCCAAUUACAGCAUGCGGGCUUUCAUCCCAGCAUAUCUAACUGAGAAAAUUGGCAUAAUUAAGUUUGUUCCCAAAGAAUUAUCUAAUGAAGAAAUUUAUAAAAAUAUAACUUGUGACGCUUAAGUAAUAUCAGUCAAACGCUUUAUGAAAUAAACUAAUGAGGGGCUAAUACCCUUAACAACAGUAGCAAUAACUUUUGCCACAAUUUCUUUACCUCCACAUACAUAUAUACAAUUAUUAGGUACGCUUUUUACUCUCCGAGACUGAUUAGUGUAAUGGUAACUGUCUCUCGCGGUAAAUUUGUUUAUGGUGUUUGGAAUUACUCACCCUCUCACACGCACUCAGUCAUUAUCAUUCUGCUCACCGAGAGGAUAACACUAUAGGUUAGGUAAAGUUUGUGCCAAAUAUAAGAAACAAAUUUCAGUGUUGCUUAUCUGCUUAAUAUUUACUAAGUAAUUUCAAGAAUUUGAGGUUUUGAGGCGCUGUAUGCUGAAAAACGGGUAUUAACUCAGUUCAGCAGCAGAUGCAAACUAAUUAGGAACAGUAUAUGAUAAGCUUAGAUAUAACGAAAAUCAUGUAUUUUGUUGUGGUCUAAUACAUAUUAUUAUUAUUCUGGUAUCAGAUUCACCAAUAUAUUCCUCCAGUUUUAAAGUGCUUCAAGUGCCUGGGGUACAACCACUCAGCCAAGGUUUGCAGAGGAAACCAGAUGUGCUCUUCAUGUGGAUGGACAUCACUCCUAUAAAGAUGUAGAUGAAAUUACUUGUAUCAACUGCAUCGGCAAUCAUUUGGCCAUAUCCCGAGAUUGUCCAGUGAAGAAACAGAAGAUUGAAGAGAAUAUGAAGAAAUAUUCACAGCAAUCUUAUACCACUGUGGUGAGUGCGACACCUCCCAAUAAUGAUAUGAAUAAUUACUCCCAACUUGGCUAUAAAAGUCAAAACUCUAGGGAAUUUGAUAUUAAUCAAAUUGCAAAUAAUGAAAUACUUAAUGAAUGCUGUUGUAAAAUCUUUAAUUGCUUUAGGUAACUAAAAGGAAAAAGCCCCUUUAAAUUCUAAGAAAAUCAGAGAGACAUUUUUAUCACAUUUACAUUUACUACAAUAUAAUAUACAAAGCUUACCUAACAAAAAAUCCUUAUUACAAAAUGACGAAAACAAAGAUAUCUGUUUAGUUAAUGAGACAUGGCUUAAAUCUAAUAGUAAAAUCCCACGUUUUCCAUCAUAUAAUUUCAUUCACAAGAACUCUCAAAAUUGUCAUAAUGGGGUAGGUAUGUUAAUUAAACAUGAACCGAAGUACAGUGUUAUAAAUUCAGUAUUUCAUGAAUUCAUCCAGAACAAAUGUAUUUUAUUAAAGACAAAAACUGGUCCCAUAUCUAUACUUUGUAUAUAUUGCCCACCAAGUAAUUAUAAUAAUCCAUUUGACUGUAAUAAAUUAAAAACACUCAUUAACUCCAUAUCUAACGUUAUGAUUAUAUACUAUAUCUGUUUUUGAACGCUCAUGUCAUGUAGCAAGCUUUAAAAGUGUUACUGUCAGUUUUGAUUGAUUGAAUUUGGAGGCAAAAUAAAAAAAUGGUUAAGAACUUGAUUGAGUACCAUUUUAUUUAAUUAUCAAGCUGAAAUCUCAACAAAUUGGCGACUAGGAAAGGAUGGAAGGCCACGUUCUAGUUAAUAUUAUUGAAUUUUUUAACAAAAAUACUAAGUUUUCGAGAUGGCAAUGUCGACUGGAGGGGGCAUUUCGCAUUUAUGAUAUUAAAGACGAAGAAAAACAAAAGAACUUGUUUCUUUAUUAUGUUGGCGCCGAAGCAUACGACGUUUUGUGUGAUUUAUGCUCUCCAGAAAGUCCAGACAGUAAAUCAUAUGCAACGUUGAAAAAAUUAUUGAAGGAUCAUUAUGAUCCGGCUCCAUUGGAAAUAGCCGAAUACUUUCGAUUCCACCACUGCCACCAACAGGUAGGUGAAUCUAUUAGAGACUACGUAGCAAAUUUGAGGAAAAUGGCAGCCACUUGCAACUUCGGGCAGUUCCUAAACACAGCCCUGAGAAACCAGUUUACAUGUGGUGUACGGGACAGAAGAGUUCGCGAUAGACUAUUAGAACAGAAAAAUCUGUCUUUGGACAGAGCAAUUCAAAUCGAAGUCAGCAUGGAGAAUGCUACCAAUUAAAGAGCUGUCAAUAUAACCUGACAAUUUAAAACUCAAAACAUUCAUGAUUAUUAGCAUGAUUACUUCGUAAUAAAAUAACAUUUGAAUGUAAAUAUAAGUAGGUAUGAAUACAUCAUUAAAUAGUGCACUGAAAUUGACUUGAGUUAAAUUUCAAAUGUAAGUCAUUGUGGAAUAAUAAUGCAUAUUCAAUGAAAUUAAUUUGCACUUAUUUAUUACAGUUACCAAAUGACAUGGUGAACUAUACUGAGUAUCAAAUUAUGAGACAUGCAUCACAAAUACUCAUGAAGUCAGGAUGUAUCCCUAGUAAGUUUGAUUGUCAACCAGACAGGCGGAAAAGAACUACUUCAACAGAACGGCCCUAUAUUGUGAAAAAACAAAGAAUGAUGACUGUCCAAGAAUGCUUGAAUGAAUCAGUAGUACCAGAACAGAUCCCUCAGCCCAGUUGUAGUGGAACGCAAAGUACACUUAUUGACUAUGUUUCUCGAGCCAGCACAGGUACCUUAAAGAGUAAACUAAUACACUCAUGUCUUAGGUUCUCGUUAUUAAUUAACAUAUAUUAGUUUUAUGUUUAUCUUUUACAGAUCCAAAUAUUGUAGAGGAUAUAGUAGUUACCUACAAGACAGCGGAUAAAGCAAUCCAAGUGUUAAUUACUCGCAAGUUCCACAGUAAAGCCAUUCAAGUCGGCAUAAACUCUGUAAAUAAACCAAUGUCACCAAUAAAAUCUACAACUGCAUGUGUAUCUACGUCCUCUUUUAACCCAUAAAUGCGUAUUGGGUCGUUUUCGUGCCUGUGGUAGUAACUCGUUUAUAAUGAGCCCAGCUCGUGAGUAUUUUCUCUAUUUUAUGUUUUAGCGGCAUCUAUUACUAGUUUAGAGAAUUACAUGUACGUACUAAAAUGCACCAUCGUGAAAUUUCUUCAUUUUAUUAGUGAAUUUGAAAUGCAAAAACGAACUCGAUUACUUGUCUGAAAAAAUAAUCGAAUGAACCUAUAAAAAUUUAAGUAUAUCAUAUAUUUGCUUUAUAAUUACUUGGACUAAAUUAUUUUAUAAUUAGUUCAAUAUGUGUGUUAGCGAAUAUAAUAAAGAGAUUAGUACUUAGAAUAUUUUUUAUUAUUGUAAUCGAUCGCAAUAAUUUGUUGGGUUGAAAACGACCCCUUGACCAUAUAGCAUCCAGAAAGUUAUUAAUUAUAAGGUCUUGGCGAGUGCUAACUACGAAUAAAAUAAUCGAAGUCCUGCAGGAAUUAGACUCAGAUGAACAUAUCCAGGGCAUCGAUGUUUACAUGGACCCUCCUGGAGACGGCAUGGUGUCAGAUGGAGAUUCCGGAGAAGAGGACAGGGACGAUAUAAAUAGUUUGAAUUGAAACCAAUUGCUUGCCUCUGCCGAUAUAUUAAAUUACAGCGUGAUUGUGAUGAUAACGACACAACUACUAAUGAGGUCAGCGGUACAACUUCUUCCAUUAUCGGCGACUGUGGGUCCAAUAUCAACCACAACACGUAGAUCACAGUAUCACCAUCACGAUGAAGAUUCGUUCUCAAUUAAGCCAUCUGCUACGGUUGAUAAUGAAUCUCGUACUCAAUUAAUCACCUGGAUUGUUAAGUUCACUACAACGUGAAAGUUAUUGGAACAGUUCGGUAAAACAGGGUGGACAAGUGCCCACUAAUGGAUGUCAAGUCAUGCAAAAAAAACUGCCUAGAGGCUUUUAUGACUAAAGACUGGAUAGAAAAACAGAAUUUGCGCCGUGCGAUAGAAUGGCAGUAGCGCUAUACACUCUUGUCCAAUAAAUUUGGAAUAAACCCCAUUUAAAAAGCACGCCGAUAUUCAGUGGCUGCUGGAACAGGAAAACAAAAAAUUGAUAUUGACCAACCAGAUCUCAUACAUCGAUACAAUCAAUUUAUUGGAGGCGUAGUCAGACUGGAUGCUAAUGUCGGAGUGUGCCGGGUUGCUAAGACAGGAAAAAUCCCAUAUUGAUGUGGCUAAUUGAUGUCGCUAUAAUAAUGCUUCAUUGCUUGCUAGAUCGAAGGGACAAACGUUGAUACACUGAACUUGCGUCGAUAUAUUGCAAGGACUUUACUCAAGAAAUAUGGAACUUUGCUAUCUCAUCCAGGACCGCAGAGGCAAAUGAGAACAGAAGUACCUCUUUCUUUAAAAAAGGAUGCUGCUCAGCAUAUUAUUCAGAUUGCACCCACCAGCAAAAGAUGUUCGCUGUGUACGAAUAAAACAAUCAAAAUGUGCGGCAAAUGUGGUGUAAAUCUUUAAGAAAAAUGUUUUGGGCAAUUCCAUUCGUUAUUGAAUUGAAUUGAAUUAUGUAUGUAUCAAUGUUCCUAAUUAACAUUAAGACUGAUUGAACCUAAAGACUUCACAAUAAAUAUUGAUUUUCACUAACAUAAAGUCUUGUUAUAAUUUAUUUCAACGCCAUACUAGUGUAUGACCAUAUAUUCGCAAGGGGUCGUUUACGACCCAUUAAAAAAAACCUACUUUCAGCAC
Molecule: messenger RNA, 5118 nt
Organism: Diatraea saccharalis (sugarcane borer)
Lineage: Eukaryota; Metazoa; Arthropoda; Insecta; Lepidoptera; Crambidae
Source: the annotation of a GenBank genome assembly